AUUUUUGCCUUCCCUAUCGCUGUUUUAUAUUAGACAUUUGCUUUUCCCUCAUUUAUUAGAAGAAGGACCACAUAUCUAUCCGGCCUGAAAUCAGCUGCAAACUUACUCGUGUAAAUACAGGAGAUACAGACGCUUUAAAUUUUAUAAAACGGCCUCUAUUUGCAUUUGAAAAAAAAUAAUAGUUUUAUUAUUCAAAUUGUUAUUCAAGAGAAUAGAAUAGCAAAUUGAAUAAAUAUCAAAGCUUGUUCUCUACACAUUUUCUACUCCUGUGCGCUUUCCUCAAAUUCUAGGUUUUUUAUGUAGUAAUCAUAUAAUUAUUUUGAAAGUCUCUACAUAACAACCAAGAAAUGGGUAUAAAGGGGUUUACGAAGUAUUUUAUGCGUCAGUUUCCCAAAUCAAUGCGGGUUAUCCAUCAAGGAAGGAAUAUUAUUGAAUAUGACCAUGUCUUGGUAGACCUCAACCAGAUUGUCCAUCGCGCUAUCAGAAGUGCAGAUAGCUACCAAAGACUCUGGAAAAAGCUGUAUUCAUUACUUAACGGCAUAUUGAAAAUAGUGAAAGUGCGCCGCACUGUUUUACUAGUAGCAGAUGGAAUAGCUUCAAAGUCAAAAUUUGUUGAACAAAGAAGGCGUAGAGUCAAAGAUGGAUUUUUGAAAAAGCAAUAUGUUAUCGACAGGGCUGGGCUGUUACCAGGGUGUAAUUUUACCUACGACCUAGAACAGGCAUUAUGUUGGUUUGUAUGCCAACGUUUGCAACACUGUGAUAGCUACCGCAACGUCAAGUUUUGCAUAUCCGGGCCUACAAUCGAAGGUGAGGGAGAACUAAAGAUCAUAAAGUACAUUCAAUCAAUUGGAAAGGUAAACGAUUUCUUUUUGAUAGUAGGAAGCGAUGCUGAUUUGAUCUUGUUAGGCCUAUCGGCCGGGUUUGAAAAUAUUUCGAUUCUUACGACAGCAACAUCUGAAAUGCUAAAAGAUGUACGGUUAUUAAGACCAGAUGCCCCGGACCAGAAAACCUACUAUGUGGAAGCUAGAGGUACAGAAGUACUGUCUCAAUUCCGGUCAAUGUUUCCUCGCUGCAAUCCAAUGGAUAUUAGCAUUGAAUUUGUUUUGAUGAGCAUUUUAAUGGGAAACGACUAUUUGCCUCCAAGUGCUGACUAUAAGAGACUAUGGGCUUAUUAUGUCGCCACAAGAAAUAACUUUACUAGGUGCUUGGUAGAUCUAAAUGGGUGUAUUUGUUUGAAGAUGUUCUUGAAGCUUUUAUCUCACGGAUACAAGGCUUUUCUGCCUAACAUGAAGCCAGUUCAAUAUGACCUCACUUUUAAAAGAUUUGUAGAAAUGAAAAACGAAAUUCUCUCUGGAGCAAGACCUGCUUCUGAAAAAUUGCUGAAAGCUCUACAAACUACUGGAGAAGCGCCACCUCCCGACUCGUCGCAGAAUUCUACUACUACAGUAGGUGAAGAUCAAGCGGACAAUUGUUUUAUUGAUAAUGGUUCUUAUGAGGACGAUAUUUCCAUUUCUAAUUGUACUAAUCCAGACGAAGAAAUCGAUACUGUAGAUUCCCUAGCGCAACUUGCAGCCAAUGAGGUGCAACCCUACUAUGAUGAAAUUGAGCAUGCUUCACAGUACAUUUUUGGUCUCGAAUGGGUUAUAAAAUGUUAUCUUGAAGGUGAUAUAAUUGAAAAUGAUUGGUUCUUUCCCUAUUCACGUUCACCUCAUUACAGCGCUAUUGAAAAAUUGGUCAAAAACUAUCCUUCAAGAAUUAGGCAUCCAAAAAUGAAAAAAAAUCAAAAAAUGUAUCCGUUCAUGUUUGCCAUGACUCUUUCGUUUCCUAGCUCUUACCCUUAUAUUGCGCAAGUACUUAGACCAAUUUUAUCGAAAUGCCUACCAACGUUUAACAUGUAUUGGUCAAAAAAGCUAAUCUAUGUAGAUACAACCGAUCUAUUGAGCUAUCUGAAAAAAAUUAGUUUUUAUCAAUUCACAGAAGAAGAAAAAAAGUAUUCUUUUCCAGGGAAAAUACAUGUGUACGAGUAUACGCGACAAGUUUCUCAUAACGCUUUGAUACCGAAAUCUCCACUAGAUGAUGGCUACAUUAGGCCGCCUUAUCACCUGAAAUACCAGUCCUAUGAGCCAGACGACUUUCUUGAUUAUCUCAAAGGCCAAGGCGUCGGGGACAAUCUAAAAAUGAAAUUUAUGGGACUCCAUGCUGAAGGGUGCAUUGAAAGCAUUCUCAGCAGUAUGAACAACAAAAUGAACUAUCGGCUGGUUUACGAAAGGAAUCUACCUUCUAGUAAUAAGAACCGUGCUAUUUGCUACGAUAAAAAAGUUUGCCAUCGAAAGAGAAAGGGGGAGUGCAACGUAACUGAAAACGGUAGACAGCGCUUUGACGAGGAAGGACUGAUUUCAAAACCAGACUUUCUAGUAAUCAUCAGAGAACCCCGACAGAUUGGUAAUGGUAAAUAGAGAGUAUCGAACUAGCAUUAAAUGGUAAAAAAAUAUGGUAUUGAUGCAUUUUUCGCGAUCCGUGAACGUCAUGAAAUAUAGAUUAAUUGUGAAACGUGCUGUUUUGGCGUUAAAAAAACAAACGUACACAAAGUUGAAUUCUGCCGCUCUCUAUAGCUGGUUAUGCUAUCUAUAUCAUGAUAUACGUGAUUCGUUUGUUUGUAUCAUUUGGCGUUUAUAGACAAGUCAGCGUACGAAGAGAAGGUCUGGUGUGUUUCAAUUCAGCAGGGCAUCAAAAAACGAUGAUUUUGUAUAUACUACCAUCUAUCAUCUCUUGACGGGUGAAUGCGUCUUCAUAAAAAAAAUAAAUUUUGCACAUACAAUAAGU
This is a messenger RNA of Schistocerca gregaria, 2823 nucleotides long. Its product is annotated as 5'-3' exoribonuclease 1-like. Bases 348 to 2456 code for a protein of 702 amino acids. Gene Ontology annotation, cellular component: nucleus. The transcript is spliced from 3 exons. Lineage: Eukaryota; Metazoa; Arthropoda; Insecta; Orthoptera; Acrididae. Gene Ontology annotation, biological process: rRNA catabolic process; nuclear-transcribed mRNA catabolic process. The record is from RefSeq and is a predicted model, not a curated record. Gene Ontology annotation, molecular function: 5'-3' RNA exonuclease activity; RNA binding.